AUGACAUACGUUGACAGCAUGAUGGGUAAUGUGCGGGGGAUGUUUCGAAGGGCGGACGAGGAUACGGAGGACGAAGGGGGAUUGCAAGAUGAUGGGGGGUUUAAUGGGACGUCGAGCCUGAGUUCGAGCAUUGGGCCGUCGUCGAGUUCGGGAGACGAUGGGCCCACUGGCGGGUCGAGUUUGACGAGCGACAAUUCGGAGACGAUGGGGCCUACGAGUGAUGGGAGUGAUAGCAUGAGUGGGACAGUAAGUGAGACGAGCGGUCCAACUAGUGGCCCAACAAGUGCCACUAGUUCGGAUAUUACGAGUGAAAGUUCUAGUGCGAGUUCUAGUGAGAGCCCGAGUAGUUCGUCGAGUUCUGACACUUCGAGUUCUGAAACUUUUAGUUCUAGUUCUAGUUCUAGCUCUGGUUCUAGUUCUUCUAGUUCUUCGAGUUUUAGCUCGCUGAAUUCCAGUUCUGUUAGAUCCAGCUCGUCGGGCUCCAGUACUAGAUCUUUUAGCUCGUCGAGUGAUCCCAGUUCGUCGAGUGAUCCUAGUUCGUCGAGUGAUCCUAGUUCGUCGAGUUUUAGCUCAUGGAGCUCCAGUUCCUCAGCCUCGCCGAGCUCGAGUUUUUUGACAUCGAGUUCGAUCCCCGUCUCGUCGAGUGAAUCCAGCUCGUCGCUGUCUUCAUCGCAGUCAUCAUCACAAGAACCUUCCAGCCUGUCUGAGAUUUCGUCUACGUCGUCGUCUUCUUCGCCUUCAAGCACUCCAAGCCAGGCGUCGCGGACAUCGCAUUCGGAAUCAUCCACUCGGGCCAGUUCUUCAAGGAGCUCCUCCUCCCACACACAAUCAUCAUCUUCCCCUUCAUCAUCAUCUGACAGAACAUCAUCUCAUGUAGCACCUACGUCAUCACUGUCGUUCUCCUCAUACUACACAACUAUCGAAGAUUCCGACACCACAGUCACUUCAUUGGUCACAGUGCCCACGUCGGCGGCAAACGAUCUGACUAACGCCUCCGGCUCCACGUCGGAAAAGAACGCUAAAUUGAUUGGUGGUUUGGUCGGCUCCAUUGGGGGCACUAUUGUCAUUGGACUCCUUGUUGCAUUAUUCUUAUUUUUGAAGAAAAGAAAGAAGGUCACAAAUCAAUCACCAGACUUCAACGAUAAUACUUCUGGUGAUUCGGAUUCUUAUAAAGACAAGUCGGGGUUCAAAAAAUUAUUCUCAUCUAAGCAUACUAAUACCUACGGUGGUGUUGCUGGCGUGACGGAUAUCGAAAGACAGAACGACACUCCUGCAAUCCAGGCUGACGAUGAGAGUAAUGAAGAAAGCGAUGACUUCGUAUAUCGUGGUGUCACGAACAACAAUAACCUCGACAGUGUCUUCAGGUCAACCGCAUCCAACUCAUCGGGCCAGAAUACGGCCAUGGGCGGCAGUGCAAAUCAGAGUGCAAACCAGAGUGCCAACCACACUCGUAUGAAUUCAAUCGGCCACGCAUUGGACAUACCUUAUGAGACUCGAGAGUCUGAAGAGCAUGAUCCUUUUGCGAGCCAUAAUCGAAUAAACUCAGACGAGACGGACAAUUUCAGUCCGUCUGACUAUGACAUUGAUCAGAAUGACUUGGUUCCUGCUGAUCGGAGAAAUAUCUUUGGCGAGGAAAGUCAUAGUAAUAAUUCUCGGUCCAGAUUCCAUGAGGAAAUUAUUUGA
This is a messenger RNA of Debaryomyces tyrocola, 1683 nucleotides long. The record is from the annotation of a GenBank genome assembly. NCBI's taxonomy places the organism in Eukaryota, Fungi, Ascomycota, Pichiomycetes, Serinales, Debaryomycetaceae.